GGGGCGAGAGGGAAGGAACGGCGGAAAAUGUCUCCCUGAAGCCGUCCCGGGGCUCCCCGACCACCGUUGGUCUCGAUGUAACAACGAUGCUGAUAACGCUGUGCUAUGUCUACCUCUGGGUGCGCUUCCAGAAGUGCUACACGGUGGUCAUCCGCAGCGCCGUGCGCCGCUUAUACGGGAGCCGCGCGGGCUUCGCCUUCUGUACCGUGAGACCGGCGACUCUUCCGGGGGGGCGCUCACCUGGCGAGCGAAGUUUUACUAAGCAGUUGAGCCCCGCGGUGCCCGAAGAACGCCUCCUGCUCAAAGUGGGCGACAAAGUGGUGUAUAUAACCGAGCCACAGGCGUGUGACGACUUUAGCACGUGGAGUCUCAUGUUAGGGCCCUCUCUGGCGCAGGGACCAAAGACAGACAGCAUUGCUUUUGUCAUAGAAGCCGCCGCAGAACAAGGAGCGGGAUUAAAGUCGCUUUCCGCAAAGGGAAAUGUGCUGAAGUGGUCAGAUUACUGCCUUCCCUUGGCCUGCAGCUCCGAGCGGCCGUUCAGGGCGGUGGCGGAAGCCAGCGUGGAGAAUUUCAGUCGCCUCGGAGUGGCGUUUAUGGAAGAUCGGCUGUGGCUGGACAAUGGACUCGUGCCGGAGAAAAUAGUCUCUGUUCUGCUCAGGGAAUCCACGCUCAAAGCACUUGCUGGACAGUCUGUACUGAUCAGAGGAGCCCAGGCUGAGACCAGGUCACUGGAAACGCAGGAACCGCCAGAGGACAGAUCACUGUUUCAGUCCCCGUGCAGCGCGACCAAGGAAGGUACGGGGGCGGCGAUUGGCAGCGCGUCCGGGCAGGACCGCGGGUGCCCCCCUGCGGAUGCUGCCGCCGCGGACGCUGGCCUGGACGGCCGCCACAGGAUGGAGACCGGGGAGCAACAUGCGGAAGGCUGCCACCUCCACCUGUCCAGCUGUCACGAGUGCCUGGAGUUGGAGAGCAGCACCAUCCUCUCGGUGAAGUGUGCAUCGAUGGAGAACAUUCCUGACCUCCCUGACGACUACAUGGGCGGCCGGGGGGAGUCUGAUGGGAGGGGCCUUCCCAGCCAGGGCAGGAGGUUCAACCAGAAGCCUCCCAAUGUGCUGGUGUAUACAGGGGGCUGCCAGGAGAGGUUCGAGCAUGUCCGCGCUCUCCUGGCCGAGUGCAUCAACACGGACAGCUACGUGCUAUAUCCCCUGCGACCACAGCAGGUCCUCAGCGAGCCAUGGCUGGACAACACCCUCCUGCUGGUGCUGGCCGAGGAAAUGCCCCUCAUGGUCCAACACCAUGAACGUUUCCUGGCCUACCUGGAGCGGGGUGGUAAGCUCCUGGGCUUGUGCUCCUCCUUCUGCGCAGCUGGCCUGUCGCUCGCCCCGGGCCCAGACCAGAGAAACAGCGUGUGUCAACUGGCCUUCACCAAGGCCGACUGCACCGAGGUGGAGCUGAGUGCCCUGGCCAGCGGCCACGUGUUUGUGCGUGGAGACGGCCCCGCAGAGAUGUGGGGAGAGCUGCGAGGGGGCAGUGGGGGCAUGGCAGUCGUCAGGGUGACACACGGUGACAAUGGCGGUGAGGCCGUGCUGUGCCAGGUGCACCUGGAGGCGGCGCCCAACUCCCAUGGUGUCACGAGCCCACAGGACUUUGACGAGUUGAAAGCAAGCAACGCACUUCGCUAUGAGGUGCUGUCCGAGAUCUUGAGCUGGCUGGGGCUGAGCUGCGAGCUGAGCCAUGUGCCGCCGCCCAGCCCCAUCUAUGUCCUCUCCUCGUCUGAGGAAUGCCGGCGUUGCUUCCUGGAGUGGCUGCAGACACAGGUGGGCCAGGGGGGGGUCCUGAGGGCCUCCCGAAUCUCCUUGAAAGUGCUUCCCGGUGUGGAGUCCCCAGGGGCACUGCCAGGGGGCACACUGGCCCUGGUCACGCAGCCCCCCCAGCACCUCCCCCCACAGUUCAGCCUGGAGACUUACAGCCUCCACCUGCGCACUCGAACCCUGGGCCGCUGUGUGCUGUUUGCCGAGACCACCCCCUCCACCAUGGACCUGCUGGAGGGGUUGAUGCUCCAGUUACCCCAGGAAGUGGGAUUAAUAGCCAUAGCUGCGCGACAGACCGAGGGCAGAGGUCGCGCCGGUAACGCCUGGCUGAGCCCGCUCGGCUGUGCCAUGUUCACGGUGCACAUGCGUGUCCCUGUCGGCUCACGACUGGGCCAGAGAAUCCCCUUCCUGCAGCACCUGGCCGCCCUGGCUGUAGUGGAGGCUGUUCGCACUCUGCCCGGGUACGAGGAAAUCGACUUGACUGUCAAGUGGCCCAAUGACAUUUACUACGGCAGCCUGAUGAAGCUGGGUGGGGUACUGGUCAACUCCACCCUCAUGGGGGCGACGUUCCACCUGCUCGUCGGCUGUGGCUUCAAUGUCAGCAACAGCAACCCCACCAUCUGCAUCAACGACUUGGUGGAGCAGCAGAACCACCAGCGGGGGUCGGCCCUAGAGCCCCUGGACACCUCCCUGCUUAUUGCCCGCAGCGUCUCCCUACUGGAAGACCUCAUUGCCUCCUUCCAGGAUGGGGGGCCACAGGCUGUCCUUCCCCUCUACUAUAAGAGAUGGGUGCACAGUGGCACGCAGGUCCGCCUGCAAAGCGAGGCCGGGCCCCAGGUGGAGGUGGUGGGCCUGGACGACAAUGGCUUCCUGCAGGUGCAGUCCGCGGAGCUGGGCAUCACAUCGGUGCAGCCCGACGGCAACUCUUUCGACAUGCUGAGGAACCUGGUCGUCACCAAGCAGCGAUAGCCCGUCUCUGGCCUCUCCAUCGCCUCCUACUGGCAACUUGACAUAAUGCUUAUCAAAAGAACCUGAUCGUGACCAUGCAGUACUGGUUCGCCACCGGCCUCUCCAUCGCCUCCUGUUGGCAGCCUGCAGAAUCCCACCAGCUUCACACAAUCAAAUGUACUUCCUAGGAAAACAAAUGCCCCACCGGGGGGCACUGUAGAUAAGUGUGCUUAUGAAUGUGCAUAUUUGACCUAGAUAAAGAUUCUUUUAUUUAUAGCGCAGGGAGGUAUGUCUACGUAUAGGAAUGUCCAUUUGCAGCAAAGAUUCCACUAAUUUUCUCAGAAUGCUUGUUAGGUGGUAGUUUCUUAUGGACAACGGAAGCUUGGACAAAAGAAAGUGUUAAUUACACUGGACCCUUUCACUAUUGACCCUAAAUUUUAUGUUGUUUGAUUUGAAAUAUUGCCUGUUAUUGAUCAGUAAUUCUGAUUUUUUUUUUUCUUUUUCUAAAAGCACUUGUAGUCAGAAGUAACGUAUAUGUAGUGUUUCUUGUUCGGAGGUAUUAAUGAUCUUUUCUGAGUAUUGAAGUACAUUUGAAGAGUAAAAGCAUGUCAUGCAUGCUGUUUGUUAACAUGCAGAUGUAGAUGUUGACUGAAGGUGACUUAAGUUUGACUUGCAUCUGCACCUUUAGCAGCUGUUGUUCAGACUAUGUAAUCCACCUUGAGCUAAGCAGGUUUGGCCCUGGCCAGUACUUGGAUCUGAAAGAGUGGGGGUGGUAUCCCUGUGCCCCGGCUAAAUCUGCCACCUGUGGCCCUUUCAAAUCUGGCCUCCUAAUCAUUUCCCAUGUCUAAUUGGUGAAUUAACUCCCACCCCUUCAGCACCUUAGCUACUGUAGGGUGAGCAUAUUGGUGUGGACUGGUUUCCGUCGCAUCAGCAAGGUGGGGGGGCGACACGGUGGUGGUGGCUGAAGGGGCCCCCCCUUUGAUUCUGUAAAGCGCUUUGAAAAAGAACUAUAUGAAAGUAACUUUCAUUCAUUCACUUUCAUACCCAAGUAUACAGUGAUAGACUUCAGCAAAAUAUGCCUCAUGGCCCUCAUACCAUAUAAAAAUCUGUAAAUAUUUGUAACUCUGAAGUAUUUAGUGUACUGGGAAGGGUAAGACUUUUUUUUUUAUCUUGCAAUAAUGGUUUUCUUUUUUAAAAUUUACUGUUAGGUUGUAAUCAUGUUUGCCUUUAUCCUGCAGUUUGUUGAUAAUUAUGUUAAUUGGUCAGCUGUCUUUGUAAGAGAUUCUAGUGACAUUUUUAAAUUGAGGAAAUUCUGUGUGAAAUGAAGGUGUUGGAAGGCAUUGUCAUGUGCUCUGGUGAUAAAUGAGAGAAAUUGGCAAA
This is a messenger RNA of Brienomyrus brachyistius, 4139 nucleotides long. RefSeq names its product holocarboxylase synthetase (biotin-(proprionyl-CoA-carboxylase (ATP-hydrolysing)) ligase) (gene hlcs). Bases 87 to 2780 code for a protein of 897 amino acids. The record is from RefSeq and is a predicted model, not a curated record. Lineage: Eukaryota; Metazoa; Chordata; Actinopteri; Osteoglossiformes; Mormyridae. Gene Ontology annotation, molecular function: biotin--[biotin carboxyl-carrier protein] ligase activity. The transcript is spliced from 11 exons. Gene Ontology annotation, cellular component: cytoplasm. Gene Ontology annotation, biological process: protein modification process.